Arctia plantaginis is the source of this 555-nucleotide messenger RNA. The record is from the annotation of a GenBank genome assembly. NCBI's taxonomy places the organism in Eukaryota, Metazoa, Arthropoda, Insecta, Lepidoptera, Erebidae.
AUGGGCUUUCUUACAAUAUUGAAGAAGUUGAGACAAAAGGAGAAGGAAAUGAGAAUACUAAUGUUAGGGCUGGAUAACGCUGGUAAGACGACGAUACUGAAACGUUUCAAUGGCGAACCGAUUGACACUAUAUCUCCCACAUUAGGGUUCAAUAUAAAAACUUUAGAACAUCGUGGAUACAAGUUGAACAUCUGGGAUGUAGGCGGCCAAAAAUCUUUGAGGUCGUACUGGAAGAACUACUUCGAGAGUACGGACGGUGUGGUGUGGGUGGUGGACAGCGCCGACGCGCGGCGCCUGAACGACUGCGCACGCGAGCUGCACACGUUGCUGCGCGAGGAGCGCCUGGUGGGCGCCACGCUGCUCGUGCUCGCCAACAAGGCCGACCUGCCUGGCGCGCUCUCGCUGCAGGAGAUACAGGAGGCCUUAGAUCUCGACGGUAUCAAAACGCAUCACUGGCGCAUCGUGCGUUGCUCUGCUGUGACUGGCGAGAACCUGCUCAUCGGCAUGGACUGGAUGUUGGAUGACAUCGCCUCCAGGAUAUUUACCCUGGAUUAG